This is a messenger RNA of Betta splendens (Siamese fighting fish), 5967 nucleotides long. RefSeq names its product GTPase IMAP family member 8-like. The record is from RefSeq and is a predicted model, not a curated record. Gene Ontology annotation, molecular function: GTP binding. The transcript is spliced from 7 exons. NCBI's taxonomy places the organism in Eukaryota, Metazoa, Chordata, Actinopteri, Anabantiformes, Osphronemidae. Bases 264 to 3680 code for a protein of 1138 amino acids.
UUAUUUUGCAUUAAGUUAAACAUAAAAACUUUUCUCAUAAAGUUGUUGUAGUAGAGGAUUGUGAAAUUUAAGGUAGGCUGUAGUUUAUGUGCAUGUUCGUCACUUAAACCUCCGCUGCGACGUGAGCUUCUUUCCACGGCGGCGCGUCUACCCUAAAGUUCGGACUAUGAGCGCACUGUUUUUUCUCGCCUUCUCUUUUGACGGAGGAAGAAGCAGCGACUAAUGACGGAGACGCCAGACACGUGAAAACCAGCAGUGGCAUCAUGGCAGCUGCAGCAUCAGUGCGUGAGCUGAGCGUGGUGCUGCUGGGGAACAGCUGGCCUCUGAGGAGGCAGGUGGGGAACGUGCUGCUGGGAGAGACUGUGUUUGACGCUCAUGAAGCUCCAGGUCACUGUCUGAGGGUCAGUGGACCCAUAGAGGAGAAAAAGAUGGUGGUCGUCAUCACCCCAGACCUGCUGCAUCCUGACGUCUCUGAGGACAAACUGACUCAACUUGUAGAACACUGUGCUCCAGGACCUCACGUGUUCCUGCUGGUUCUGCAGCCUGAAGACCUGACUGAGCCUCAGUCUGAGAGGCUUCGGUCCGUCCUUCAACGGUUUGGGGAUGGAUCAUUUGCUCGUUCACUGGCUCUGAUAUCGGCAUCCGGAGAAGAGAGCGACCUGCAGCGUCGCCUGAUCACAGACCUGAAGAACAGAUGUAGACACAGUUUGGUUUGGAAGGAAGAACAUCAACGUCCAGAGCUGUUGGAGAUCAUGGAGCAAACAGUGAAGGAGAACGAUGCAGACAGUGAAAGUCUGGAACAAGGAGAAGCAGCCGAUGUUGGAACCACUGGAGGUUUCUGGAAUUUUGGACGUAAAUGGUUCGCCCCUAUAACGUCAUACAUCCCAUCAUCAGUGAAGAGAACAACUCCUCAGUUUUCUGACCUCAGGAUUGUGUUGGUGGGAAAAAGUGAAGAGAAAAUAAUAAGCCUCUGUAACUUCAUCAUUGGAAAUCAAGUUUUUCAUCCAAAACUACCCUCAUUCAGACCAUCAUCGUGUGUAGCUGUCUGUGGAAACUGGAGAGGAAAAUCAGUAACUGUGGUCCAAACCCUGGAUCUGUUCAGUUUGUCUGAGGCGGCGCUGAGAGAACAGGUGAAGAGCUGCACCAGACGUUGUUCACCAGGACCAAAUGUUCUGCUGCUCUUAGUGAAACCAUCUGAGUUUAAGAAACAGGACCAUUCCAAACUGAAGCUCAUCCUCAGUUUGUUUGGUCAAAAUGCUAUAAAACACUCAAUAAUCAUCACAACAGGCAAGAAGGAAGAAGCUGGAUUCACUGAGCUGCUCCAGGAAUGUGGAGGACGACGAUACGACAUGUCAGACAAAGACCAUCAACGGCUGAUGGAGCUGAUCCAGAAAACUGCUGAUGAGAACAGAGGAACCAUCCUCACCUUUACUGAAGAGACCACAAGACCAGAACCUGACCCAUUCACACCAGUUCUGAACCUCGUUCUGCUGGGUAGCAGAACUAGGCCCGCAGCCGAGGCCAUUCUGGGUCAGACUGCGCUGGGUUCAGCCUCCAGCUCCUCCCACUGUGUCAAACGUCAGGGAGAGGUGUGUGGACGUCGGGUUUCUCUGGUGGAGCUGCCUGCGUUGUCUGGAAAAGCUCCGGAGACGGUGAUGGAGGAGUCGUUCAGGUGCGUCUCCCUCUGUGACCCUGAGGGCGUCCAUGCCUUCCUCCUGGUCCUGCCUGUGGCUCCCCUCACUGAUGAAGACAAGGCAGAGCUAGAGAGCAUCCAGAACACGUUCAGCCCUGGAGUCAAUGCCUUCACCAUGAUCCUGUUCACUGUGGAAUCACAUCCACAUCCAGCUGUUGGUGACGGAGACGUCCAGGAGCUGAGUCAGAGAUGUGGAGGAAGACGCUUUAUUCUCAACCUCAGGGACAAGCAGCAGAUCCCUGAGCUGAUGGAAGCUGUGGAGAAGAUAAGACAGGCCACAGAUAAACCGUCAAGCUAUACAACAGCCUUGUUUGCACAUACGCACGUUAACAAAAUCUCCAGGCUACAGGCUGAACUCGAUAAGCUGAGAUCUGGAAACAUGAAUUGUGAUGAAGAGGAACAGAACCCAGAGUCUCUGAGGAUUGUGCUGAUAGGGAAGACUGGCAGUGGAAAGAGCUCCUCAGGAAACACUAUCCUAGGAAGGAGAGAGUUUAAAUCCAUGACAAGUCAAACAUCAGUCACCAAAGAAUGUCAGAAAGCUCAGGGUGAGGUGGACGGUCGUCCUGUGGUUGUGGUCGACACUCCUGGUCUGUUUGACACCACUUUAUCCAAUGAAGAGGUUAACGAGGAGCUGCUUAAAUGCAUCAGUCUCUUGGCUCCAGGGCCACACGUCUUCCUGUUGGUGGUACAGAUUGGUCGAUUCACACCAGAGGAGCAGAAGACCUUAAAACUUAUUAAAGACAGUUUUGGAAACAGUUCAGAAAAGUUCACCAUCGUUCUUUUAACUGGAAAAGAUAAACUGGACAAUGAUCAAGUGUCCGUUGAUGAGUACAUGAUGGAAGGACAUGAUUCCUUCAAGAAGUUGAUCGCUGACUGUGGAGGAAGAUUUCAUGUGUUUAAUAACUGUGAUAAACAAAACCGUGAACAAGUCACUGAGCUGAUGAACAAGAUCGACACCAUGGUGAAGAAAAAUGGAGGCAGCUGCUUCACCAACCAGAUGCUGCAAGAGGCUGAAGCAGCGAUAAAGAAAGAAGUGGAGAGAAUCCUGAAGGAGAAAGAAGAAGAGAUGCAGAGAGAAAAGGAAGAACUGGAAAGGAAACUAAAAAUAACAGCCGAGGAACAAAAAGCACAAAUUGAACAUGAGAGAAAACUGAAAGACAGAGAACUUAAAGAUUUAAAGGAAAACAUUGACAGGGAGCGUGCAGAGAGAAAGAGUGAACAGGAGAAGAGAGAAGCUGAAGAGAAAGAAAGGAAAACUCAAGAAGAACAUCAGCAACAGGAGUGGAAAGAAAAACUAGAAGCCUUAAAGAAACAGGUCAAAUCUGAAUCAGAGCUGGAGGAACGAAGGGAGGCGAUUAGAAAAGAGCAAGAGGAGUGGGAGAAAAAACAAAGAGACUGGUGGGAAGAACGAAAACUAGAAGAUGAACGCAGACAACAGAAGGAGAAAGAACUUAAAGACCUUGUGGAACAAUAUGCUCAAGAGAAGGAAGAAUCUGAGAGGAAAAGAAAAGAAGAGGAUGAAAUACGAAAGCAACAGGAGGAAAAGGAGCGAAAAGAACUGGAGGAGACAUAUAAGAUGAAACUGGAGAAGAUGAGAAAGACUUAUGAAGAGGAGGCCAGGAGGCAGGCUGAAGACCACAAUGAAUUUAAAGUCAAAUACAGAAACGAUCUAGCAGCUAUGAAGCAGGAGCACAAGACACGCCUGAAAGACAAAGAUGAAAAGUACGACCUGUUGAAGGCACUUUCCCUUUAUAAUACACAACAACACAGGAAGGAGAUCAAUGAUUUUGUGAGAUGUGUGAGUAAAAACAGUAAAAACCUGAAAACCAUCAAAGACCUGUUGACAACACAUGAAAACCGAAUGAAGAAGGCAACAGAUGAAGCAGAAAAAGAAAACCUGCAGAUGAUUCACCAAAGAGAAAUGAGUGACAUGAUAGAAGAUCUUCUGAUUGAAACUGAGACAAAAUCUUUUUGUGGCAUUAUGUGAGAUAAACAUUUUUUAUUUGAAACUAAACGUUUGGAAGUGGUCAGAUUACAUUUAAAACGUGUCUCUCAUUGACUUUUGAUAUUGACUUGAUUUAUUUAAACACCACAAGCUGAUGUGAAAUCAGUAAAGACUGUUGAGCUGAAGAGCUGAUUUUUUAAGUUGUUGUUUAUGGUCCAAACAUUAUCUGCUGGACAAAUCUUGCGUUUUGUUGUGGACAUGCCACAGCACAGUUAAAGCAUGUUUGAAUUUGGUCUGUGGACAUGACCUAGAGGCCCAGGGAUAAAGAGAAGAAGGACGUGUGGGAGCUGAGUCCUCAGGACCUGAAGGAGAUCAUGGAGGAGCUGCCUGCGUUGUCUGGAAAAGCUCCGGAGACGGUGAUGGAGGAGUCGUUCAGGUGAGAGGCACAUCCACAUCCAGCUGUUGGUGAUGGAGACGUCCAGGAGCUGAGUCAGAGAUGUGGAGGAAGACGCUUUAUUCUCAACCUCAGGGACAAGCAGCAGAUCCCUGAGCUGAUGGAAGCUGUGGAGAAGAUAAGACAGUUAAAGGAUCCAGAUGCUUCACCAAGGACUAGUUCACCAGAGCUCAGGUGGAGAAAGUCACAAACCUGAGCUGCAGGAUCUGAAAAAGAAGCUGCAACGUGAAGCACAACAACAGACACGAGAGCAUCUCCAGAUGGUUGUGAUAGAGCGCGACUGGAAACACUCUGCUGGCCUUAACAGAUUUUACAUUAAAAUCUAGUCAGAAGGAAGUGAUCAAGGAGGAUUGAGGAGAAAUCGAUGGACGAGAGUGGAGCAAGAAACUGGAAGCUUUGAAAAAAAGACAAGGAAGGAAAAGGAUCAAAGGAAAGUGUUGAUGAAACUGGAGCAAAGUAGAGAAGAGAUGAGGAAGCAGCGAGGGAAGUGGGAGCAACGAAGUGCGAGUUCAGUGCUCUUCACUUGGUUCCUGGUUAAUCUUGUUACUGAUGCUUUUUCACCACAUCUGUGAUCAGGUUCACAGGUUUUCAGUUAAUAACUGAUCAUUUUAGAUUUAAUCAACCAUGUUCAUCAAUCUGCUACUGUAUAUCCAAAUUCUUUCUAUUGUACUGUACAGCGUCCACAAGUCCAUGAAUCCACAUUUUACAUAUUGGACAGGAGGUGAUGUUAAGUCUUCGUCGACCAUCGAUACACUUAGGUGACACAACCUGAAUCUUAUCAUGAUCCUACUCCAUCUAUCAGUAACUAGACCCAGAGACUGUCUUCAAGCCUCUCUCCUCAGGCUCCAUCAAGCACCAACGAUAACAGUUGUAAGAUCUGCAUGCGGACGCAAUAAAGAAAGAGAAGACUUUCCGUUGGACCCAAAGUUCUGAAUUGGACACCAGAACCUUCAGGCAUCACGAAACUGACAUUGUUGUGUUUAGUGGACAAUACACUUUCAUUUGAAGUGACUUUGGACUUUGUGCGAUCUUUAUUAAUAAUUAACUUACUGAUGUUAUGAUUGGAGCAAUCCUUUGGUAAAAAGAUGUAAAAGAUUUAAAUAAUUGUUACAUGUUUAUUGUGUUAUGAUGUAAUGAAACUCUGAGCUUCAUGGAAAAAGGAAAGUAUAGUUUAGUCCAAAUUUAGGAUUAUUUUAAAUAGGAUAGUUUAACAAAAUAGGCAAGAGGCGGAACUUCUUCCUGUGUCUUCAGUUCAGUGACGCCCGAGGUAUUUAGUGAGUGGAAAACUUUAUUCCAGUCAAAUUCCACCUUCUUGGCAACUUCCUUAACUUCCUCUCUUUAAUCUUAGUCAAACUUUCUUUAUCUUUUCUUAAUUUUUGUAACUCUUUGUAGAUCUUUAUCCAAUAACUGUGAUUGUUAUUACGCAUUUUUAUUGAAGUAGUCUAAAGUUAACAACUUCGGUUCCAGUCAUUUUUACCUCUUGCUGAAAACUGACCUCACAUGUAAAGCUUCCUACUGCUUUGAACAGGCAGGAUUAAUGUCUCUCUCGACUUCACUGAGAAUGCUGGCGUUUCCUCCAAGCGCUAAAGAAAACUUCCAGAUUCACUAAUAACUUUUAGGGAUCUAGAGGUUAGGAACGAAUGCUCUUAUCUCCUGCCCAAAUUCAUCACACUCUUAGGUAUUAGGUUAAUUCAUCUGUUCAUUUAAAGUGUUCAUUUCCAUCGUCACACACACAGUUUCAUCAAGAUCUUUUUAUCUGUUUAUUCAUUCCUGGUUUCAUAUUUACUGUUCAUUCUUUAAUUUUUGUAUCUGCAUAUUUUCAUAUCCAUUUGUUGAUAUAUUCUGUAGUAUUAGUAUAAUAAAAUAUUAAAAAGA